AUGGAAGUUCUCACUGCUAUCGUUGGAAAAAUAGCAGAGUUAACUUUUAUGCCCGUUGGAAGGCAAGUGGAAUAUUUACUAUUUUACAAAGGGAACUUGAAGGAGCUAGAGGAUAAAAUUGAGGAGUUGAAGACAAGAAAAGUUCGCGUCGAGCAUGAUGUUGAAGCAGAAAGAAGGAACGGAAGAGAGACUAAAGAUGAAGUACUAAGUUGGCAAAACAGAGUUGACCAUACCUUGGAAGACGUAGAGAAACUUCGCGAUGAUCAACCUCGUGCUAGUGUACAGUGUUGGAAAUGGUCUUUUCCUAAUUUGAUAUCUCGACAUCAACUUGGCAGAAAAGCGAAAAAAAUGACAUUCACCAUUGCUGAACUAAAGGACAAGGGGAAGUUUGAUGGUGGAGUUGGGUAUGUCCCCGCUUCUAGCAUGGGAGGCUUAAUUUUUGCAGCUCGAGGUAGUGAAAAGCUUGACUCAAGAAACUCAGUGAAGGAGGAGGUUAUGUUGUCUCUAGCUGACCCCAAAGUAAGCAAAGUUGGAAUUUAUGGGUGGGGUGGAGUGGGGAAGACCACUCUAGCUAAAGAAGUUGCCAAACAUGUUAAGGAUAGAAAGCUAUUUGAUAUGGUAGCUAUGGCAACUAUACCCCAACCGUUGGAUGUUGAAAGAGUUCAAGAUGAGAUUGCAUAUCAAUUAGGCUUCCACUUGGAUGAGAAGACGUCAAUUGGAAGAGCUGACCGCCUUUUUGCAAGGAUAAAAAUGGAGAAAAAUAUCCUUAUCAUACUAGAUGACUUAUGGGAGAAAAUAGAUUUGGACAUGUUGGGAAUUCCAUCUGAGCAAGAUCUUAAGGAUGAAAAAUUGUCAUUAACUUCUAAACGUUUAGAUAUUUCGCAGAAGAAUGAAACUUAUCAAGGUUGCAAAUUAUUAUUGACUUCUAGACGUUUGGAUAUUUUACAAAAGAAUGAGACUCAAAGUAACUUUCAUAUAAAAGCAUUAGAUAAUGCAGAAUCAUGGACUUUGUUUAAAGACAUGGUUGGUGAUGCUAUUGAAGAUGCUGAUUUGCAGAACAUAGCAACCCAAGUGGUUGAAAGAUGUGCAGGUUUGCCUGUUAUGAUAGUCUCAAUUGCAAAGUCACUAAAAUUUAAUAAGAAUAUUCAUUAUUGGAAAGAUGCCUUGAACAACUUAAAGAGAGUUGAUAAUGAAGACAAAGAUGGGAUUGUUUUUUCAGCUUUUAAAUUUACUUACAACCGCCUAGAAGAUGAUGAAAUGAAGAAAGUAUUCUUGCUAUGUGGUGCCUAUGGACCAUCCAUGUGGGUUAGUUACUUGUUAAAAUUAUUAUUUGGUUUGGGGGUUCUGAAACACAUAGAUACCAUUAAAGAUGCAAGAAAUCGACUGCACAAAAUAAUUGAUGACUUGAAGGCAUCUUGUUUGUUAAUUGAGAAUGAUGCAAACAAGACCGAUAGGAUUACAAUGCAUGACAUUGUCUGUGAAACAGCUGUUUCAAUUGCUCGUAAGAGUGAACAUGUUUUUGCAUUGAGAAAUGAUAAUAUGCAAGAUUGGCCAAGCAAGAUAUUUCUUGAAAGGUGUACUCAAAUAAUCUUAAGAAAUUGUUUUAUCCAAGAGCUUCCUCAAAAGCUAGACUGCCCUAAUUUGAAAUUUUUCCUCUUAACUUUUAGAAAGGGCUGCACUUUGGAAAUUCCAGACUCUUUUUUCGAGGGAAUGGGAAACCUUGAAGCAUUAGAUUUGACAGGCUUGAUAAUACCUUCACUGCCUAUAUCUCUUCUUUCCUUGACCAAGCUUAAAACUUUGUGUUUGGAUCAAUGCACUAUGAAAAAUAUGGCUGGAAUAGGUGACUUGACAAAUUUAGAAAUUCUUAGUUUUUGGGGUUCAUACAUGGUGGAGUUUCCUAGUGAAAUAGGACAACUAACUCGUAUAAAAAUGUUGGAAUUGACAAAGUCUAGAAUUAAGAUCAUCCCACCCAACACUUUAUCCAAAUUGACUAAAAUAGAGGAGCUUUAUAUGGGCAAUGCCUUAGUUAAGUGGGGGGAGGAAAGUUCAGCUGAGCAAAACAAAAGUGCUUGUCUUGCUGAGCUUGGGUGUUUGACAAGCCUGACUGCUUUAGAAAUUCAAAUUCCUGAGGCUUGGAUGCUUUCGAGGGACAUGAUGUUUGAAAACUUAGAGAGAUACAAGAUUGUCAUCGGAGAUAAAUGGGAAUGGUCGAGGAACAAAAGUACCUCAAGGUUGCUAAAGCUAAAGCUUGGUACUAGCAUUCAUUUAGAACAUGGGAUUAAAGCAUUGAUUAAACAAGUGGAAGAUUUGUACUUAGAUGAAGUCAAUGGAAUUUCAGAUGUGCUUUUCGAUUUGAAUGCAGAAGGAUUUCCUCUACUAAAGUAUCUCCAUAUCCAAAAUAAUGACCAGGUUCAGCAUAUCAUCAACAUAACAGAGGGGAAUGAAACUCAUGUUUUGUUUCCAAAAUUGGAGACACUAGUACUUCACAAUCUUCAUAACUUAGUGAAGAUAUGUCAUGGCCCACUUCCUGUUAAUUCCUUUGGCAAACUCACAGUCAUCAAAGUUAAAAGUUGUGACCAACUGGUAUAUCUCUUUUCUGUUAUAAUGGUGAAAGCUCUUUCUCAACUUGUUGAGCUCCAAGUUUUGGAAUGCAGUUCAAUGAAGAGGAUUGUGUUAAUUGAAAAUGUCGAUAGUGGACUAAUUAGUGAUGAGAAGAUUGAAUUUCAUUCACUGUGCUCAUUGAGUCUUUGUCAUUUGCCAGUCAUCCAUGACUUUUGCUCAAAUGAAUUGACAUCUUUUAUGACAGCCACAUCAUUAUUUAAUGGCACUAAGAGGCCUCAAGCAUUUAUUCUCAUCUUUGUGGUUGGGAGUCUUUCAAAACUCAAACACCUUGAAAUAAGUAAAUGUGAUAUGAUGGAGGAAAUCAUUGCUCCAGAUAGCCUUGCAACACAAGAGGUCCGGUUCACAAAGUUGGAGACCAUGGUAGUUAAAGACAUGGAAAGCUUGAAGAAAGUAUGGCACUCUCAAUUUGAUAGGUUAAAGAGCUUGGAGGUAAGCAAUUGUGGGAAACUUGCGAAUAUUUUCCCAUCUGAUCUGCAGGGAACGUUUGGAAGCCUCGAGACAUUGAAGGUCAGCGAUUGUGGUUCAGUAGAAGAGAUAUUCGAAUUAGCUUCCAAAGAAAUCCGUAACGAAGACGAAACAACCGCACAAGUCUCACAAUUGAAGAAACUCCAUCUGCUUGGCUUGCCAAAGCUGAAACACAUUUGGAGUAGAGAUGCUCAAGCAAACCUUCGUUUUCAUAAUUUGCAACUUGUGCGCGUUGAAGACUGUGAGAACUUGGAAUACCUUUUUCCAUUCUCCAUCGCAAUGCAAGCUACUCAACUAGAACAUAUUAUCAUAAAAUAUUCAGGGAGGAUGAAACAUAUUGUUUCAGGCAACAAAGUGAUCCCCAUGGACAGUCCAGUCAAAUUUGAGUUUAAUCGCCUGACCUCUUUGGUGUUUUGGAAUUUAUUGGAACUUGAAGGACUUUAUGCUGGAAAACAUAGUUUACUAUGUCCAUUAUUAAGGGCAUUAGAUGUCCGCAUGUGUUUGAAAUUGAAGCUCUUCAAGACACAAGGUACGAGAGCCCGAGAUAGAGUUUUUGAUGGUAAACAGCAAAUCUCAAUGCAGCAGCCUCUUUUUACACUUGAAGAGGUGAUUUGCAACUUGGAGAAGUUAGCCCUAAAUAGUGAGGAUGCAAGCAUAAUAUCACAAGGACAACUUGCAAGAAAACACUUCAGGAAGCUCAAAAUUCUUUAUUUGGCAAAUUUUGAAGAUGAUCACGCUACUUUUCCCUAUUGGUUUCUCCAAAACGUAACCACUCUCAAUGAGCUACUUGUUGAAAAGAGUUCUUUCAAGGAGAUAUUCCGAGAAGAAAUACCUAUACAGGACAAAGGAAAAUUUAAGAUCGGAACACGAAUUAAAUCAUUGGCACUCCAUCGAUUGGAUGAUCUGGAGCAUAUAUGCAAAGAAGGAUUUCAAAUAGACCCGGUUCUUGAAGAGCUUGAAUACUUAGAUGUGGAUCGAUGUUCCAAAUUGAGACACUUAGUGCCUUCCUCUGUUACUUUUAGUCACUUGACAUAUUUGGCAGUGAAAAAUUGCAAGGGAUUGAUUCACUUAAUGACCUUAUCAACUGGAAGAAGUCUGGUCAAAUUAACAACAGUGAAAAUAAGGAACUGCGAUUCACUUGAGCAAGUUGUGGUGGCAGAAGAGAGGGAAGGGUCUGAAAAUGAAAUUGCAUUUAACAGCUUACAAAUUUUGGAGCUUGAGUGUCUGCCAAUGAUCAAGAGUUUCUGCUCUAGUAACUCUGUGUUGAACCUUCCAUCACUAGUGAAUGUUGUUGUUAAGCAGUGCCCAAGAAUGAACAUCUUCUCUAUGAAAAGCGCAAGCACCCCAAGUCUUCGAGAAAUACAAUCAAAGGAAGAAGAUGAAAAGAUGUACUGGGAAGGUGACAUAAACAGAACAAUAAACAAGAUGUUUGUGGAUAUGGUGGCAUUCCAUAGUUUUGAGCAGUUAGAGCUAUCUCAGUAUCCAGAGUUAAGAGAAUCGUGGUACAACCUUGUUCAACAGGGAGUGUUUGUUAAUUUGAGGAAUCUGGUAGUGCAGAGAUGUGAUUUUUUAUCAGAUGUGCUUCUGCCUUUAAAUUUGGUGCAAGCGCUAUCCAACUUGGAGGAGCUUCAAGUAAGUGAAUGUGAGUCAUUGGAAGUUGUGUUUGAUCUGACCAACAUGGAUCAAAAGGAAGUCUUUGUUAAGGAGACCAUUCCGCUGAAGAGAAUAACUCUCUCUAGACUAUCUAAGCUCAAACACGUAUGGAAACAGAACUUCCAAGAAACUGUCAGUUUUAGAGAAACAACAGAAGGUCAUAUCCAGCGUCACCGUCCAGCAUGUUCCAUUCAACAGAAAGAACUCCGUGGUGCUGAACUGUCUUCGGUUGCUGAUGUGGGAGAAAGAAUAGGAAUUGGUUGUGCUGCUGCUUUUUCCGUGUCUUGGCCGUUGCCUGCUGUAUGUUGCCCCAAUUUGAAGCUUGUGUGUGUUGAAGACUGUGAGACCAUGGAAUACCUUUUUCCACUCUCCAUUGCAAUGCAAGCUACUCGACUUGAACGUAUUACCAUAAAGCAUGCUAGGAGUAUGAAACAUAUUGUUUCAGGCAAAGAAGGCCUCAUCGACAGUCCUAUUAAAUUUGAGUUUAAUCACUUGACCUCAUUGGUGCUUUGGGGUUUAUAUGAACUGGAGGGAUUUUUUGCUGGAAAUCAUAGUGUGCUAUGUCCAGUAUUAAGGGAAUUAGAUGUCCGCUUUUGUGUAAAAUUGAAGCUCUUCAAGACUCAAAGUACAAGGGGCCAAGAAAGACUCUUCGAUAGUAGACUCUACAUCUCAAUGCAGCGGUCUCUUUUCACACUUGAAGAGGUAUAG
This is a messenger RNA of Neltuma alba, 5448 nucleotides long. RefSeq lists its product as uncharacterized. NCBI's taxonomy places the organism in Eukaryota, Viridiplantae, Streptophyta, Magnoliopsida, Fabales, Fabaceae. The transcript is spliced from 7 exons. Gene Ontology annotation, molecular function: ATP hydrolysis activity; ADP binding. The record is from RefSeq and is a predicted model, not a curated record. The coding region runs from base 1 to 5448 and encodes 1815 amino acids.